CUACCAAGCCACAAAACGAGAGAGAGCUUGAGUGGUUAAUACCUUGGCAGGAUGCAGAGUUGAGGGAAGCAUUACCAGAUGGAAGCUAACUGGAUGCAGCUGAGGCUUUUUAAACAGGAGUGAAACAAAAGAAAGGGAGUUAGGAUGAACAGACACUUGGUUUGGCUUCUUUGAGGGACAUAAAGGCACCAUCCUGUGCAUUUUUCACUUUUUUUGAUUUCACUGCUUGUAAAGCUGCCCAGAAAGGAUAUAUAGCUGCAAACUUCUGCCAAGAUGAUGUCAAGAUGAGUCAAACCAGAACUUCAGCAGUAAAUGCUAAAUAUGAUUUAUGUUUAAGCCUGAAACAGCAUGAACUUUCUUGUUUAGUUCCUUGUUCUGCUAUCUUUUUUAAGGCCUGCAAGAGCAUCUGAAACAUGCUGUUUGUAAUUUCCUUACAUUUUAUCACUUCUAUCGACUUCCUGAAGCACAUGAGCAAUGAAAGGGUUCUCAGGCUGACCCAAGCUUUGGCAGGCCUGCACAUAGUGCUGAUGAAGAUCUGGACGAACUGACAUGACCUGCUGGAAAACAGAGCGAAGUGUUACUGCAUCAUUAAGGCAGCCUAGCAACAUCACCAUGGACUCGAGUGCUGUUGUGCCAGGCUCUGUACAACAGUAAAAAUGGGCUUGUCUGAAAAGGGUUACAGCUCUUGCUAUGCAACACAAGAAUAACUGAUCGAUGCAGACAGGCAGGAAAAGCCCAAGGGAAGGAAUGUGGGUUUGCGGACAUGUUUCUGCUAUGCCGUCUCCUAGAAUCUGAGCUAACAGAGGAUUACUAUUCACAGAGAAAUCAAAAUUAAGGAGCAGAGAUGGCUGAGUCUCAGCAGAUCCAGGAAGCCAGUGCAGGGGACAUUCACUACCUUAAAGCUGACUUUGUUGAUUGUGAGGAUGACCACGUUGAGACUGUGCAAGAAAUAUCAGUGAAUGAAGUGCCAGAUAAUGAAGAUCUUCCUCCCACACAUGUCACAGACAGGAUAUUUUUUAUGGAUUUAGCCAAUAAGCAACUGCAAACUAUCUCACCAGAGGUCUUGAGCCUAGAACAUCUGGAAGAGCUGCACGCGGAAAAGAACCUGAUCAUAAGCAUCCCCAGGGACAUCAAUCGCCUGAGGCACAUGAAGGUCCUCUACCUGGAUCAGAAUCACAUACAGGACAUCUGUGAAGAGCUGGGGGAUCUGAAAUGUCUUCAGAGCUUAGAUUUAAGUAGCAAUCCCCUCUGCUGCAGUUCGCUGCCAGUUAUCAGCAAGUUGCAGUCCCUUCGUCAGCUCAGGCUCUAUAAAACAAACUUGCAGGAACUCCCAGUGCAGAUCUGCGAGUGCCUCCAUCACGUUGAACUGCUUGGCCUUUCUGACAAUAAUCUCAAGUGUCUGCCUAAAGAAACAGUGAACCUGACAAAACUCAAGGAAAUUUACCUCCAGAAAAACAGAUUGGAAAGUUUUCCCAAGGAGCUUUGUUAUAUUGCUAAUUUAGAAAUAAUAGAUCUGGAACAAAAUCUGAUCAGUCUCAUCCCAGAAGAGGUAGGCUUUUUGACAAACUUAGUUAAGCUAUUUUUAGCUUUUAAUAACUUAUCCUCCAUUCCUCCCACACUGCAAUAUUGCCAGAAACUGGCUGUGUUGGAUCUGUCUCAUAAUCUCCUGCACAAGCUUCCUGCAGGAUUGAAGAAUCUCACUGAAAUGAGAGAACUCAGACUGUCUGCUAACAGCCUGGAGAAGUUCCCACGUCAGAUCUGCUGCUGGCAGUCCCUUUCCCAUGUUUACCUGAGGAACACUGGUCUGAGGAAAGUACCCGAGUCCUUCACCAGAUUAACCAGUGUCAGGAUACUAGAUCUGAGUGAAAAUUGCUUUGAUAAGAUUCCCAAAGGGAUAUGCACUAUGAAAAGUCUAGAAGAACUGGCCCUGGAUGAGAAUCACAUACAGGAGAUACCUGCAGAGGUGAAAGAACUGACAAAUUUGAAAUGUCUUGGCCUGUCUGAAAACCAAUUCAGUAUCUUUCCUAAGGAAAUCUUUCUCCUGGAGUCAUUAGAGAGAUUACACCUGGGACAAAAUAAAGGAAUUAAAUUCACAAGUCUGCCAGAAGAUAUCAGCAAAUUGAAGAAUCUGAAAGAACUGCAUGUGGAGAAUAAUUCUCUGGAGUAUCUGCCUGCAGCAAUCAGCUCAUUGAGCCACUUGAAAACACUGGACUGUCGCAAUAACCUCCUUAAGCAGCUCCCAGACUCUUUGUGCCAAAUAAAAGGCUUGAAAAAGCUCUUCCUUCAGAACAAUCAACUGUCCCAGCUGCCUGAGGAUCUGGACAGUCUUCAGCAGCUGGAGCUAGUACUUUUGGAUGAGAACCCCAUGACAGACCCUCCAACUGAAGUGUGCUGCCAGGGGACAGCUGCCAUCUGGGAAUACUUACAGGAAAAAAAGCGUAGAAAGGCCAUGAACUUAAAGGUCAAAAGAUUGUGGCAUAGGUUGAAGGGAAUUGGACCUUUCUUGACACUGUAUAAUGUAGCAAAACCAAAAAAUACGACAAACAAAGGAAAAGGAUCAAAAGCCAAAAAGUGAUAUUGGGUAGUAAAUUGCACAAAGCUCUUUUCAUUGAUGAAGAAGGGCAAAUAUGAUCAAGUACAAGUGAGGAAGAGACAAACAGUAUUAAAGCAUUUGAACCAGUGAGUGUUACAGUAACACCAUUUCUGAGCUUUGUUUUUGUGCUUCUGUCAACAUGGACUCCAGCUGGAACAGGCAGGUUCUGAAAUAUUCCCAUUCUGAAUGGAUGUUAUCUCAAAGCAAAAAGGCAGCUGAUUGACUGGGAAUUAAUUGAAUCUGUAGGAUCUGGUGCAAUGAAGUGUUCUUUGUUUUGAAUCCCGAAGUAUUUUACAGGCAAUUCUUAGAAGUGUGUUUUCCAGUCAGUGAGGUACAGCCAUACCUAGAGUAGAACAUUAAUUGUAGUCCCACCUACUAGUAGUUAUUUAAUGAGUCUUACAUUCAGAAAUGAUCAGUAUCUUCUUCUUCCAGGCAGUCACAGCACAUGCAAGUACAUUACCUGCCUCAGCAUCUUGUCUUACACAGCUGCAAAAAGCUCUUUCGAAAGUCUUUUUACACUUCUGCAGAACUGUUGGCUCAUGUUUUGACAAUCUGGAGUUACAACGUGUUGAAUGACUGCAAGCUGUCAGUUCCUUAUAGCUCAUCUCUGAGAUAGCUUGGUGGCAGUUUGUAAAACAUCUGUACAGCAGACUUAUUUGAAAGCAAGAAUUCUGCAGAACGCAAUAUUCUGCAAUGAUUCUGGUCCCAGCACCUUUGCUAUUCAGAAGAGCCACAACAAAACCUCUUUGCUGUAAUUCAAGCAUGCCAAACUGAUAUGAAGCCAUGCUUUCCCACAACACUUUGCAGAUAGCUGUUUGCCCCAGACAUCUGAUGUCCUUGUCUUGUUUUUGUUCUGUAAUGCUCAAUUCCUCUUGAAACCCCUCCACAGUUUUAUCUGUGGCACACAUAAAGCUCAGAGCUGGACUGGGACUGGCCAAUGUGCAGGUUCAAAAUCCAUGAGUGGGCAGCAGCAGAACCCUUUGUUUAGUUUAACUGGCUGCUUGGAACUGCAGUCCUGCUUUCCCUCCCCUUGUCUGAGUUGCCUCACAGAAGUUGGUGGGAUCCUGAAGAAGGUGGUGAAGGAAGUGUCACCAAAACCCAGCUCUUAGAAUUCCACUUCCAGGUAGUGCUCUCUGAAAGCUGUGGCUACUUCUGCACCCAGGGCAUGGAUCUUAUUUCUGUUUGGCCUCUGAAAUGAUUGAUACUGAAAUCUCACUAAUAUGCUUGUUGGCAGGAGAGAGCUGUGAAUGCAGGAACGAGGGGUGGCUUGGUUUUCAUUUUCCAUUUCUCUAGGUAACUGAUGCUGUUUUGAUUGUUUAGAGGCGUCUUAUGGAUUUUCUUUGCCCUAAGUGGAAGCAAAGAGGAACAGAGAGAAGGAUGAUUCAGAGACCACUGAGGAGGAAAACACUGGAA
This is a messenger RNA of Pogoniulus pusillus (Red-fronted tinkerbird), 4006 nucleotides long. RefSeq names its product leucine rich repeats and IQ motif containing 4 (gene LRRIQ4). The record is from RefSeq and is a predicted model, not a curated record. Bases 845 to 2575 code for a protein of 576 amino acids. Gene Ontology annotation, molecular function: protein binding. NCBI's taxonomy places the organism in Eukaryota, Metazoa, Chordata, Aves, Piciformes, Lybiidae. The transcript has 6 exons.